AUUAGUCUCUGAAUGCUAAGCCCUGAGGGCCAUAAAAGGUAAGUGACUCAACAUGGGAGGCAAGCCCUAGAUUCAAAUUUUAUCUCAUCUGUUUUAUCAGUUGUCAGGCCUAGGAAAUUUUAUUUGCUUCUCAGUUUUCUUAUAUAUGAGAAGAAGACUUUAAUGUCUGCCCAGCAGGGUUAAAGGAGAUAAAAAGCAUAAAAUGCCAUCUUCAGAGUAAAUAGAAUUCUUUCUUCACACCCUCUAUUCUUGUCAGCUCACAAACCACUAAGAUGGAAGCCUCCAGCAUCCUAGAACAAUGACCAGGUGACCUGGCUCACGAUUCUGCAGAAGUCUACCUUUCUAGGCCAACAGCAUCCUCAGUUGCUUGGUCAAUUAGUCUAAUCGCAGUUUUCCAGGAAUCAAGGCCAGAGAUGUGAACAAGGUGUCAACUCUGAAAGGAAGAUUUUUGUAAGGAUGGAUCCACACCAAAAGGUCCCUAGCAUGUAUAAUGGGGAUACUUUACAGAUUCCUGAGUUUGAAAAUGUCUCUCAGUAUGAAGAACAGUUAGAAAGUCAUGAGUGUAGGCCCACAGAAGAAAAACGGUAUAAAUGCAGUGAAUGUGGAAAGAAGUUUGCCCAGAGCUCAGGUCUUGUACGACAUCGAAGAAUCCACACCGGAGAGAAACCCUAUGAGUGUGAUCACUGUGGAAAAGCAUUCAGCGUUCGCUCAACCCUCACUGUACAUGAAAGAAUUCACACUGGCGAGAAGCCCUAUAUUUGUAUUGAGUGUAAGAAGGCCUUCAGUGUAAGGGCACACCUGAUUAUACAUCAGAGAAUCCACAAUGGAGAGAAACCUUAUGAAUGUAAUGAGUGUGGCAAAGCAUUUAGUGUGAGCUCAGACCUUAUCAAACAUCAGAGAAUCCAUACUGGUGAGAAGCCUUAUGAGUGUGAUGAGUGUGGGAAAGCUUUCAGUGUGAGCUCAGCCCUCAUCAAACAUCAGAGAAUCCACACAGGAGAAAAGCCAUAUGAGUGUAAGGAGUGUGGAAAGGCCUUCUAUGUGAAUUCAGCCCUUAUUAAUCACCAGAGGAUUCACUCUGGAGAAAAGCCCUAUGAGUGUGGAGAGUGUAGAAAAGCAUUCAGCCAGAUCUCGACCCUUAUUCAUCACCAGAGAAUCCAUACUGGAGAGAAACCCUAUGAGUGUGAAGAGUGUGGGAAAGCUUUCCGUGGAAGCUCUAAUCUUACUAAACACCAGAAAAUACAUGACAAAGGAAAGUAUCAUCAAUAAUUUAGGUGGUGAAUAUAUUCGAAAAUCCUUUUGUUGAUCAGAAGAUACCUUCAAAAGAAGAGAUGGUAAAUGUUAAUGCCUUAAUAAACACUUCAUCCCAUGGAAUAUUAAAGAAGUGAACAGUCACUGAAAAGUGACUCUGAGCAUAAUGGCUAAGACUCUAAGAUUACAACUACUUCCAAGAAUACAGUUUAACAACUCAUAAGAUGAAGGUUUAUAAGUAGAAUCAUCUGAGUAGAGAACAUUCUUCUGGGAUCAGCAUUGAAAUGAUGAUAUGUUUUACCCCAAACCAGCACAACUGUGGUGACUCCUGGCUUUAAACAAGGACUUCAUUUCAAAACAGAGUAUUCCAGAAGAAGUCCAUCACCGAGUAAUGUCCAGGGAACUAAAUAGGAGCAUUCCUCAGGGGCCUCGCACUAAACACAUCUAUGGGCUUCUAAAAUUUAUAAAAGCGAAAGGGGAGUUCCUUUAAGGACACACAACAGUCAUUGCCUAAAGCUAAGAAGAAUAUCACUGAUAAAGGGAUCUGAAAGACCUUGGAGAAUUUUCUCUGAAACUCAAUCCUGCCAAUGUUCUGGGAGUGGGAGACCCUUCAUUCAGCUUGCAUGAUUUUCAACUUCAGUAACUGUAGUAAAAACAGUAACUUCUC
Messenger RNA from Carlito syrichta (Philippine tarsier), 1915 nucleotides. RefSeq names its product zinc finger protein with KRAB and SCAN domains 8-like. Bases 457 to 1266 code for a protein of 269 amino acids. Lineage: Eukaryota; Metazoa; Chordata; Mammalia; Primates; Tarsiidae. The transcript has 4 exons. The record is from RefSeq and is a predicted model, not a curated record.